AUGGAGAGUCUGGCCAGAACUCCUCGAAGCAAGGAUAUGUCCGCAUUAAGCCGGGCUUGCGCCAAGGGUUCCGUGGACUCCGAUUUAUUGACAGCUAGGAAGCAUUGCUGUCUUGAGGGGCGUUCCCGUCGCAGGUCUUCUGCAACGGCCGGUCGGGGGACUGGCCUGGGGUUGGGGGCCCCUCGGGAUGCCGGCUGGGUCAAAGGGCGUUCGGCGACGCUGGUCACAGCACUGUUGGAGGCACGCGUGGCAGCAGCAACUCGGGCGUACGAUCUGGUGUUGGUGUUGGACAACGAAGCUGGUGGUUCCGGCGGUGUCUGA
Messenger RNA from Echinostoma caproni, 321 nucleotides. NCBI's taxonomy places the organism in Eukaryota, Metazoa, Platyhelminthes, Trematoda, Plagiorchiida, Echinostomatidae. The record is from the annotation of a GenBank genome assembly.